AUGGAGACUGAGUUUAUUGGUUAUUACACUGCCACUAAACAAGCAAUUUGGUUGAUGAACUUCAUCAUGGGACUGAAGGUUGUAGACUCAGUUGAGAAACCUAUAACUAUUUACUGUGACAACAAGGCUGCAAUCUUCUUUUCUAGAAACAACAAGAGGUCCAUUGCUUGCAGAUUAAUGGACAUUAAGUAUUUACGUGUGAGGGAUGAAGUCAGAAAAGAGCCGAUCAACAUAGUUCACAUUGGAACUGAUUCUAUGAUAGCAGAUCCAAUGACUAAGAGCUUACUAGUGGGAGUGUUCAAGAAACAUCUAAUACAUGGGAAUGAGAGAGGAUUUUGA
Molecule: messenger RNA, 339 nt
Organism: Malus domestica (apple)
Lineage: Eukaryota; Viridiplantae; Streptophyta; Magnoliopsida; Rosales; Rosaceae
Source: RefSeq, a predicted model, not a curated record